CGAAUUUCGGCGGGUUCGUCGGUCGUCGCGUGCUGGAUGGAAAGGGAUGGUGGUCCUCCGAUGGCAGACGACGGAGGGCGGGAGGCUGGCGCCUCUCCCCGUUCGUGCCUCGCUGAAGAGGCGGGAGUCUCGUUGAAAGAAGAGUGGAUGUCGCCUCGUCUGUUGCGCGGUGUGCCAGGCUGGGCAGUGACGCGCUUAGCGGGGCUCCUGCGACGCGACGCGUUAGGAAGGCACACUCCCUCAGAAAGGAAAGAACGCACGAUGGGAAAUCCAAUGGGUCCGAGUCAAAGAUCGCAUCUGAGUUCAAGUUCGACCGUCGGACAGGGUUUUUGGCCGGGGAAGAACUGGGAAAGGCUAGUGGGGAUGAAUCGCCAGCUACAUCGCGUCAGAGUGAGGUCGGAGACGAUAGCACAGCAGCAACAUGCCAUUGAAACGCGGCGUUCUCUUUGGUGUGCUGAGGCCCACUGCCCGUCUAGCCAUCAAUCCUUGCAUCGGGGUGGCUUGGGGGUCAUCUGAUCCCCAAUUUGGGCGCAUGGGUGAGCCGCUGACUGAAGGACUGCCAGCAAGGAAGAGGGGAGGCGCAUCAGGCAUGGUUUGCCCCUCCUCCGCUCCGUCCUCCAUCUGGAUGUCGUCAUACUCGGGCGCAGGCGGAGAGCUCAUGGUGGGCGGAGAAAAGAAUGAACGCGUCUGUCACAGACGCACGUGGAUAUGUGACGCGUGGUCUUCAAGGAGCCCUGUGACAAUUAAGGAGACAAGUGGAUGGCGAAUUGAUGCAUUCGGCCGUGCAGUGCGAUAAGAAUAUAAUUACAGAAUAUAUAAUACAGAUUAGAACACGGUAUCAUAUAUCUGAGUCCCAAUCUAAAAGGUCCAUCUAUGUUUUGCGGUUGAGUUCCUUCACAAGCAAGGAGUUGACCGCAUCUGGGUUGUCUAGAUAAACAUGGUGUCCGGCCCCAUUGACGAUGUAGGAGCGAGCAUUUCCGUUGCCCGCUUUUCGCAGAUUCUCGACCGACUGUUCCCCGCCCUCAGGAUCCAUCCAGUCGUGGUCACCGUCUGGACACGUUGGUUAGACUUGGCGCCAGAAGAGAAUGUCGGUCAAACUUACAGACGAACGUUACUGGGAUCUUUAGAGCAGCAACUCUAUCGACCAGAGGCAUCCGGGCAUGAGCUCCAGGAGCGAGGAUAUGGGAGAUGCAGUAUUCUCCAGAACCCUUGGCGAGCGUAAUGUGUUGGAUGUAAUCGUGCAUGCUGUUAGUUUCUUCCGGCGUCAAUCCCGUGAAACGCCGAGCAGAGUACUGUUCGCGAGGCUUAGACACGCGUCGGAUCGCCAUGGAGAAAUGAAACGUACUUUUCCAAUCAGCAUCGGCGCCCAGAACAUGGUCGAUCGCACGACCUGGAAAGGGCUCCAUCCUUCCUCCCAAAGAUACAUGAACAGCCGCCGAGUUCGGGUAUAUCGUUGGCGCUGUUGGCUCUGUUCUGCGCGGACAGCCUCCACUUUCGCAUGUGUCGCAGGCUCGACAGUUGAUGUAGGACUAGCAGGCGGUGGCUCCAACUCGCGUUCGGGUGCUGUGGUCUGCUCCGGGUCGCGAGGGACACCGGCGGGCGAGAGAAGGAUCAGCUUGUUGACUCUGGUCGGGUAUUUGAGAGCAUAGGCGACGCUAAGAUAGCCUCCGAGACUGUGCCCGAUGAGCGUCAUCUGUUCGAGCUUCAUCUUCUUUCGCCACGACUCGAGAGAGUCGAUGAACUGAGAUCCGCUCAGUGACGUGAUGAAAAGAAUGGAGAGCACUCACGAAUGAUUCAGCUUCUGCGACGCGCUUCGGCGUAUCCUUCCUCGGAGCCUUGAUCGUGAAUGGCACACGGGCGGAUCGGCCCAUACCUAACCAGUCCACUGCAUAGACAGACGACCGGCGAUUCCCGGACCAUUGUGCAAGAGUGGGGAGAUUGGGAAAGAAGAAUCCGAUGCCCGCUCCAUAUCCAGGAAGCAGUACUACUGGCGGAGGGGCAUCCGGAGCAGGGGAGGUCGGAGUGAGUGAUAAGGUAUUCAGGUAGAAUUUGGGUUGGUCUAGUUCAACGAUUGACGACUCAGCGAUUACGGGGCUGUCGCUGGGAGAAUAGGUCCGUGGGGUAACGAAAGGGAGUCCAGAUAAUAUUCGUCGUUCUGCCAAGGCAGAACCCUUCUCGUUCGUAGCCCACCAGCUGCGAAGGGAUGCACCAAAUGUAACAGGUAUCUCUGAGGCGGGUGGGAUAAGUGAAGUUUGAGAGGCCAUGGCCGCUGCCAUGCGUAGUGCAGAAGUCAGUUUGGAAGGGUCGAGAUGAGGAGCUAAGGAAAGAGAGCGUUAUUAUACGAGCGGCGGAUACGAAGGCCGAAGUGACGUGCGCAAUGCCGAAGUGCCGCUGAUCGGCUGCGGACGCGUGUUGGUUCUGACCACAUCAACUCACCUCUUCCACAAUGUACAAUGGCAUCGGGCUGACAACUCCGCGGGGCAGUGGAACCAACGGUUAUGUUAUUCGAAAUCUUUCGAGUUUACGUUCCCAUCAACCUGCUCAAGACCGCGCAAGUGCGUGGGAUACAGCCCCGCCCAAGCAUCGAGAACCAGACAAGGAAAUUCUCGAGCACGAACGGAAGCGUAAAGUGGAGGUGAAGUGUUUGGAGCUACAACUGCAACUGGAGGACGAUGGAUUGGCUGAAGAGAAGAUUGAAGAACAAGUCAGCGCGCUGCGGGAAAAACUGCUCGCCAACUUCAAUGCAGGUUCUGGUGCCCGAGUGCGGCCCACCGAAACGCACGCAAUUGCAGCUGCAAAAAAAGACGAGUUGUCGCGCAUGGCUAAUGCUUUCGGCACCCGCUCCACUUACGUCGAAGGUGACGCGUUCAAUCGUGAAAAGCAGGAGGAGAUGCGCAUGGCAAGAAAGGCCGAGAGGGAUGAGCGGGACCAAAAGAGGGAUGCUGAGCGCGCGCGGAUGGAAGCUCAGAAGGCACGCUGGGAAGCUGACCGCAAGGAAAAGGAACGCUUGAGGCGGCGCGAAGAGGACAAGCAACGCAAAGAAUCCGAGCAACGGCGUCGGGACAUGCCUCCUCCUCCCCUGCCGUCGACCCGUCGAGGGCGGAGCGCCGAUCGGGGCGCGAGCCGCAGCAGAAGCCGUAGCCCCGGUAUGGCGCCCCGACGUCGAAUCAUUCCCGUUCGCCGUCUCCGGUAGCAAGGACUCGGCGUCGGUUUGACUCUCGAUCGCCUUCGCGCUCUUUAUCUCCUUCUCGUUCUCGCUCCCCUCCACGUCGUCGACGGUCUGCCUCCCCACGGCGCGACAACGAACGUUAUCCUCCUCCCCGGCGCGACCGUUCCUCUCCCCGACGCGAUCGCUCCUCUCCUCGUCGCACUUUUGAUCGCUCCUCCCCACGGCGCGAACGGUCUCCCCCACCCCGAAGGUCUCCUGUCCGUAACCGGUCCCCCGAUGUCCGUGACCGGUCCCCCGACCGGUCCCCCGAUGUCCGUGACCGGUCCCCCGAUGUCCGCCGCCGCUCUCGCUCGGCAUCUACGGGCUCGUCUAUGUCUGUCAGUACCGGUAGGUCUCGCAGUCGAAGCAGGUCUCGGUCAUGAGUCAUUUUUUGUAAAUACAUUGGCCCGUAUCUGUUUUGUUUCCAAGAAUUUUAUGCGAUCUCUUGGACUGGCCUAUGCUUUGCGGGAUAUCUGCCGCCCGUCCAUGUUCCAACUUUGAGUCAGUUUAGCAGCCGGGUUCGAGUCAGUAUUUAUACUUUUUGCAUGUGCAUUCUUGGCUUGACGAUCUUGACUCCCGCUCUGGCGAAUGCACAAAACCAACUCCAUCCGAGUGGCGGCGUCUCGUCUGCGCUUUCGGCCGACUGCUCUGCAACAGCGUUUUCAGUCCAGCGCAGCUACUCAGACUGAAGAGCUGUUGGCUACAGCUUCAGAUUACCUACUUCCUGUAUAUGCCCGUCCGCCCUUCGUACUUUCUCAUGGCCGGGGAUCUUACGUCUGGGACACGAAUGGUCGAAAAUACCUUGAUUUCAGUGCUGGGAUCGCGGUAAAUGCGCUGGGGCAUGGGGACGAAGAGCUUGUCCAGGUCAUCUCGGAGCAGACAGCCAAGCUACUGCACACAAGUAACGUCUACCAUAACGAAUGGGCACCGCGUCUCGCGCAACUGCUCUCCCGCGUCCGCUGGCGCGAAGGUGUUUUUCUCAAACUCGGGCACGGAGGCGAACGAGGGGCCCUCAAAAUCGCGCGCAAGGUCGGUAAAGACCGAGGCGGAGAGCAAAAAACAGGGAUCGUGUGCUUCGAAAACGCGUUCCACGGCCGAAGUAUGGGUGCCCUCAGUGUGACGCCGAAUCCCAAGUACCAGGGCCCGUUCGCCCCGCUGAUUCCAGGCGUCUCUGUGGGCAAGAUGAAUGAUCACGAGGGCUUGCAGACGCUGGUCACCGGGGAGACGUGUGCGGUGAUUGUGGAACCGAUCCAGGGCGAAGGGGGUGUCACCGCUGCGCAUGCGGAUUGGCUAAUUGCAUUGCGAAAGCGAUGUGACGAAGUCGGCGCGGUUCUGAUAUUCGAUGAGAUUCAGUGCGGAUUAUACCGGUCUGGGAAUCUCUGGGCCCACUCGACGCUUCCGCUGGAGGGACACCCAGAUAUUGUGACGAUGGCGAAGCCUUUGGCCAACGGCUAUCCCAUCGGCGCUGUCCUGUUGCGCAACACAGUGGCGGAGACGAUGACAGCUGGGUCACAUGGGACCACCUUCGGUGGCUCUCCGCUUGCAUGCGCCGUGGGCUACCAUGUUCUAUCGCGAUUGUCCUCCCCCGAAAUGGCGUCCCAUAUUGCGGAAACAUCGGCACAUCUUGAUUCCCGGCUGCAGCAGUUGCCGAAACAGUUCCCCGAUGUGCUUGAGCCAGUGGUGAGAGGCCGAGGACUAAUCCGGGGCUUAGGGUUUCAGGAUGCAUCAAAGCCGGGCGUCGUUGUCGAGAAAGCGCGGGAACGAGGUGUUUUCGUCUUGACUGCCGGAAAGAAUGCAGUGAGAUUGGUACCUAGCCUAAAUGUGCGCAAGGAGGAGGUCGACAUCGCUGUUGGUGUGGUUACCGAGGCCAUUCGAGAGCUAUAGAUCUAGACAAGCUGCAGUUUCGGUAGGCAUCUAGUAGACGCGGUACAAUGUAAUCUGCACGCCGCAUACUUGAUUCCCGGUCUGGAGUCUCGAUAUCCC
Mycena citricolor is the source of this 5191-nucleotide messenger RNA. Lineage: Eukaryota; Fungi; Basidiomycota; Agaricomycetes; Agaricales; Mycenaceae. The record is from the annotation of a GenBank genome assembly.